GUAUAUAUAAUCGGAAGAACUGUCAAAAGUGAAACUGCUUCUUUCAAGAAAGUUUGUUUCGAGAGUUCAUUAAUAAUGGUAAGUUGACAUUUCAUCAUUGAUUAAAAAAUUUUUAAGAAGAAUGAAUCGACAAUAUCAUCCAGCAAUAUCAAUGGGUAGUUGGCGAGUAGUCGGAUAUUUUACAUGAGGAGUGUUUUUCACCUUGUCAUUGUCACUUUCAUAUCUUGUAAACUUCACGUUUGGUAGGAUUCAUAGAGAAAUAUUCCUGUCAUCAUCAUCAUCAUUUCCACAACUAUUCAUAUUUAUAUGGCUGAUGUUUCAUCAGUUAUAUGCAACAAAUGCUCUUCCAUAUCUGAAACAUACAUAUCAUGAAGUCUCUCUCAACAAAACCUGCGACAGCAAUCAUGACUGCGUGGGAGUGAGAUACUGCGAUAAAGUGUUUUGUGGGGAGGGAUUAUGCAAAUGUCGGAACUACCCAAGGGCUUGAAUUGAAAAAAUAUUUAUUCAUAAAACAUGUAAAAAUACAAAUGAAUAGUGUCAAAGAACUUUAUUUAGCCUGAAUACUAAUUACAAAAAAAAAAAAAAUUCAUACACAUAAAUAAUUUUUUUAAAUUCUUGUAAUGAAUACAGUGAUAAGCCUACCAGAAUUUUUAAUAUUCCUUCAAUUCAAAAGCAAACUUUUAAAGGGCCCGUAUCACAGAGACAAGUUCUCACAGAGACAAGUAGUGUUUUUGAACGAUAUCAGUGUCACAGAGACAAGUUUCAUACGAACAAGUAUUUUUAUAAAUGACAGUCUCACAGGAACAAGUUCCCACAGAGACAAGGUGAGUCUCACAGAGACAAUGUCAGUCUCACUGGAACAAGUAGUGUCAGUGGAACAAGAAGAUGGGUAGAGCCCCAUUCGAACAAGUGGAAUGUCACAGAGACAAGGUCAUUCUCACAGGAACAAGAGGGAUUGGAUUAGGAGGAUUAUUGGUAUAUAUAAUCGGAAGAACUGUCAAAAGUGAAACUGCUUCUUUCAAGAAAGUUUGUUUCGAGAGUUCAUUAAUAAUGAUAUUCCUGUCAUCAUCAUCAUUUCCACAACUAUUCAUAUUUAUAUGGUUGAUGUCUCAUCAAUUGUAUGCAACAAAUGCUCUUCCAUCUCCGAGAACUACUAUAUAUCAUGAGAGAGAUCUCGACAAAACCUGCGACAGCAAUCAUGACUGCGGCGUGGAAUUGGGACUCUGCGAUGAAGUGGCAUGUGUGGAGGGAUUCUGCAAAUGUAGAAACUUAGUAUACGAUUGAAUUGAAAAAUCUCUAUCCAUAAAACAUGUAAAAAUACAAAUGAAUAGUGUCACAGAACUUCAUGUAGCCUGAAUACUAAUUACAAACAAAUGUCAUACACAUAAA
Molecule: messenger RNA, 1389 nt
Organism: Nilaparvata lugens (brown planthopper)
Lineage: Eukaryota; Metazoa; Arthropoda; Insecta; Hemiptera; Delphacidae
Exons: 6
Coding region: 886-1284 (132 amino acids)
Source: RefSeq, a predicted model, not a curated record